Molecule: messenger RNA, 1491 nt
Organism: Cryptococcus wingfieldii CBS 7118
Lineage: Eukaryota; Fungi; Basidiomycota; Tremellomycetes; Tremellales; Cryptococcaceae
Product: thioesterase
Exons: 9
Coding region: 1-1491 (496 amino acids)
Biological process (GO): acyl-CoA metabolic process
Cellular component (GO): mitochondrion
Molecular function (GO): fatty acyl-CoA hydrolase activity
Source: RefSeq, a predicted model, not a curated record
AUGUCCAUACUCCGAGGGACUAUACGUCCCCGCCCGCUCCAUUGGGCCUUUACCAGGCAUAACUCUCAGCUCGCUGCCAGGUUGGCUCCAAGCGCAAUCAGUGGCUCAGCGAGCCCUAUCAAACAGCUAUACGACUUGCGGGAGAUCGAUAAACUUACCACUUCCGUUGCUAAGUCUUCUCCCAGCAAUGUUAACCACCCCUCUCCCCUCGUCAUGCGAGCGCUGCCCGCUCCAUGGCUAUCCGCUUCUCAGCCCAACCUUGCUAGUCAAGGAUCAAAAGAUGACCUCGAAGUUGAUGCCAAGAGUGUAGAGGAGGCGCAAAAGUCUUUGGGGCCCAAGCAUAUGAGCGAAAGCUAUACUACUUUUGACUUGCCUUUGGCUAGCGAUGCGGGCCUGUAUGACCGCUAUGUGAAUACCUCGGGAGGUUUUAGAAUGGGCAAGCUGUUGGAACACCUCGACUCUCUGGCCGGUGCGGUCGCAUACCGCCAUGCCCUCCCUACCCCAACGAGCUCCUCCGCCCCCGCCUUCCACGAAGCAUCCGCCAAAGCCGGCCUUUACCUCGCCACAGCCAGCGCCGACAGAUUAGACAUGUUUGGCCGCCUGAACAAGGAGAAUGUGCGAGACCUCAACUUUUCUGGCUUUGUGACCUGGACAGGAAGCUCGAGUAUGGAGGUGGUAGUGAAGAUGGAGGGCUCGAAUACGGAUGGUAGCUGGGAGACACUCAUGCUGGGGCGAUUCGUGAUGGUCUGCAGGGAUUCCAAGACGCAUAAGGCUAGGAAGAUUCCGCCUUUGGCUGUGGACAGAGACGAGGAGAAGAUUCUGUGGGCCAUUGGCGACGAGCAUCAGAAGAGGAGAAAGACGACCGCUCUGAACGCCCUGGACAAGGUUCCUCCAUCAUCAAAGGAAGCCGGAGAUCUCCACGAGCUUAUGUUGAAGGUGCAAGAGGCCAAGGAUGGCAAGAUUGACGGCCAAGAAAUUGUACAGAUGAAAGACACAGAAAUUGAGACCGUGCAGCUUAUGCACCCUCAAGAUCGUAAUCUUCACGGCAAGGUCUUUGGUGGUAUCUUGAUGCGCCUUGCUUUCGAGCUCUGUUUCACCAACGCCUCGCUUUUCGCCCAAGGCCCACUCCGCUUCUUGGCCCUAGACCAGAUCACUUUCAAGCUGCCCGUCCCCAUCGGAGCCGUCUUGAGACUCACGUCCAAGAUCGUCAACACCACUCAGCCUCACGAAGGCGCUGACGGAGAGGCAAAGGUGCAUAUAGUAGUCAAGGCCGAAGUCGAGGAGGUCGAAACUGGGAUCCGACGGGAAACCAACACAUUCUUCUUCACCAUGGCCAAGGGUGGGAGAGAACCUAUUGGAAAGAUGGUUGUCCCUUCUACAUACCAAGAGACCAUGUACUACUUGGAAGGGAAGAGAAGGUUGCAGUUGGGUGACGAGAUGAGGAAGCUGUAUCUUGGAGAGAGGGCUGGAGCAGUCGGAGACGCAUAUUAA